This is a messenger RNA of Symbiodinium sp. CCMP2456, 824 nucleotides long. NCBI's taxonomy places the organism in Eukaryota, Dinophyceae, Suessiales, Symbiodiniaceae. The record is from the annotation of a GenBank genome assembly.
GAGUUGUGGCCUCGCCUCCUACCUCUUCGCAAGGUUCGAGACCUGGUCGAAAAGCCAGCGAGGAGGGCGAGACCGAUCCGACUGGCAGCUUGCCUGUGGAGACGCUGACGGCCAAGGAUGAAGAGGAUGAGGCUGAAAAAGAGGAGAUGAUGGUGCAGAAGAUAAAGUCGGAUCCCCGCUUCAAGCUCCCUCCUCUGAAGUCGAUCCUAAAGAAGCCACCCGUCGAAGAAGAGGAAGAGGGCACCAAAACGAAGUUGGGCCUUCGGGCGGCCGCGAUGGCUGCCAGCACCUUCGCGCGGCGUAGAGCAAAUGUGGGUCUCAUGGAUUUCCCGGGGCUCAUCGAACCUCUCAAAGCCGCGGCUGCCAAGAAGGUCAUCAUCGUUGACAGUCAGGAAGAGAUGCGGGAGAGGCGCCGAUCGCAGAAGGAAGAGGAGUGGAAGGAAAGACAGCAGCACCUCCAGUCCAAGCGGAGGUUGAAGAUGCUUGUGGAGAUCAUCUUCAUGCCCAUCGCACUGGUCCACUGGAUCUGUCGAUGUUACCUCGCUUCGCCACGUGCCAGGCAAGUGUGGCUGGUUACCACAUUGGCGGUGUGCCUCUUUGAGCUGUGGUCUUCGGCGAUGUUCAUUGCCUUCGUCCUGGACUCCACCAAGGCCGAAUUCUUGUAUACGCUGCUGAGCAUCGACCACUACUCCAACGUCCUCUUCAUCAUCGACGCCAUUCUGCGGGCCUUGGAUAAGAUCCGAGGGCCUAUGGACAAUGGCCCCGACGACAUCGCUCCGACCGACGAUGACCCAAGAAAGGGAAUGGCACAGGCACAGCUCUAG